GGAAGGGAAGGUAGAGAACAGUUGAGCAAACAGUCCAGUUUCUGGAAUAUUGAGGCUAAUGGCCACAGCUCCAGGUGAAACUCAUUUCUCUUUCUCUCUUUCAGGAAGUAUUGACCAGGACAGCUUUCUCUACCUUGGUGCAGAUGUGGACUAUAACUCCCAGAAUUUCCGUCAUCAUGACCAUUCUUGGGCUGUAGUUCAACAGAUCUGAAGGACACCAGAGUGGGGAAAGGUGAUACAUUUCCUGCCUGUACAGUCCCUGAUUUCAGCAUGUUUUUUUUUUCUUUUUGCCUGGGCUUUUAAAGACAGAUGGUUUGAUUUAUGAAUUUCACUGACUUUUAAAAAUACAAACGGUAUUAUAUAUUGUAUACUUUCCAAAUUUGUAAACCACUAUGGGAGAGGGUAAGCAGCAUUUUAACUAAAAAGUUAUGAAUUUAUUCCUCUAGCUAACAUCAUUUCUGAUCUAAUGAUGCUAUAUAAUAUCCCAGCCCUCUCUGUAAUGUUGUACAUGUUGGCUUUCUAUUCCAGAACUUUCUUCUCUAGGUUUCUUACUGGUAUCCUCCAUCUCUAAUUCUCCUUGUCAUGGAAGCCAUUUCUAACAUUCUACAGGAUGUAAGAGAUUACUGGGCUGAUCAUUUCUCUCGUAGAUUUUUACCCAGAAGGCCAACGCUUCGCCAAGCAACUUCCUUAUCCACCUUUUAUUUGUUGGACUACAAAACCCGACAAGCUGAACUUGGAAUCGAUUAUGGCCAUCCAUGUGCUCAGCUGAGCAAAGCAAAGUUUGUCUUCCAAGAUGGUGAGUGGCAGAAUGAGAGUAUCCCCCAACAGAUGCCCUUACUGCAGUUAUUCUCCUCUCCAGAGAAGGAAUCACCCAACAAGGCCCUGAAGAAAACAAACAAAGCCUUACUGGAAGAGAACAAUUACUUGAAACUACAGCUUGAGCUGCUGAUGGACAUGCUGACAGAGACCACCGCACGACUACACUCAGUAGAAAAAAAACUGGACACUACUACUUGGCAUUCAAAUAUGAAAAAGUCAAAUAACAAGGGCUUCCUGACUAGAAGGGAAAGCUAUUAGUCACUUGUGCGGGUGCUGCUUGGCUUGAAUCAACUAUGAAGUAAAUGAAAAUUCAUGGCUGCUUCAUUUCUUGUUCUAGCAGAUAAGCAGCAGCGCUCUCUGAACUGUCUGCAGAUGUUUUCUCCAACCUUCUAGUUCCUCUACCCCAUGACUAUAAUGGAGAUAUUACAGGGUUGCAGAAAGUCUGAAUAUGAAGCUCAAAAAGCAGCACCCAAAUUCUUCUACAGUUUCAACUAAUUUGAAAAGAACUGCCAUAAUGAUACUUUGAGAUAUUUUUGGAUCUGUUGUCCUGCUAACUUGCUGCUAAAGUUUGUAAUAUUUUAAAUAUUGAACUCACAUACAUCAUCCAGUACAAACAU
This is a messenger RNA of Candoia aspera, 1436 nucleotides long. RefSeq names its product chibby family member 3 (gene CBY3). The coding region runs from base 583 to 1077 and encodes 164 amino acids. NCBI's taxonomy places the organism in Eukaryota, Metazoa, Chordata, Lepidosauria, Squamata, Candoiidae. The transcript is spliced from 4 exons. The record is from RefSeq and is a predicted model, not a curated record.